Topomyia yanbarensis is the source of this 977-nucleotide messenger RNA. RefSeq lists its product as uncharacterized. The record is from RefSeq and is a predicted model, not a curated record. Gene Ontology annotation, molecular function: microtubule binding. Gene Ontology annotation, biological process: regulation of microtubule polymerization or depolymerization; cell division; mitotic cell cycle. NCBI's taxonomy places the organism in Eukaryota, Metazoa, Arthropoda, Insecta, Diptera, Culicidae. The coding region runs from base 96 to 911 and encodes 271 amino acids. Gene Ontology annotation, cellular component: spindle microtubule; mitotic spindle; outer kinetochore. The transcript is spliced from 2 exons.
UUCACGAGGAAACAUAAAUCGAUAAGACGGUUAUUUUUUAAUCAACGGAAUUUAUUAGUUCAGUAUUUAAAAAAGAACCGGGAAGUAAGUUCACCAUGGAUGGAUUAGAACAACGAUUAAAAAAACAAGUUGAGUUAAUCAAUCGCAUAGAAACAUUUUUUGAGCUCCAAGCUUGCAAAUCGGAAAUAGCUUCCGCUUGUAACAUACUGUACAAGCAAUCCCGCGACAGUUCCAAUGCACUUCGGGAGGCACAAAAAUCAAUGGAAUAUUUUCGAAAUCAGCUAUGUCACAAAUUUGCUAAAGUAAAGCAAGUAAUGCAUCGAAACGAGUUACUAAUGUUGCAUUUAAUGGAACAAAUUGAUAAAACCCCAAAUGAAAAAGCCCUGAAGGAACAAAAUCCAAACACCCUACUGGUUAGCAAAGAAUCUAAAAAAAGUUCACAUCCGAAUUUACAAACCAUUGACAAAAUGUUUCUAACGGACUAUCAGAAAUCACCGUUUGUGUCAAAAAUGAAACCCAGAUGUUUAUCGUUUUUGGAUUUCAAUAUCUGCAUAACUCCGGAAGAAUUUGAGCAAAUUCCGAAAUAUAUGAAAGGUCGCGAAAGCUUAGACGAGCUUGUUGGAUUUCUGCAGUCUGUAGUUGUGUCUUGCUUCGAGGAGAAAUACUCUCUUUUGUAUAAAAACAAAAAAGCUGUGGUAAACCAGCAAGAUUUGGCACUGUGGAAAGUUUUCCAUCAGCAGCAGUCUGCUUUUCCUAACAGUAAGUUUAUCACACAAGGCGAUAUUGCUAGGAAGCUGGGUCGACUGAUUGAUAAAAAAGUAAAUGCAAAGCUCACGAUGCUACGUCACUUGCACAUCCUUCAGGAGACUAGAAGUGAAGGGACUGUGUAUUAUAUAUGGAGCCGUGAAUAACGUACAUAUAGGUAUUUCUAUUAUUUAAAUAUUCUGGAAGUACAACAACGAUAAGAUAUUUAAAAA